UAAAAUGUCGCUAAUUGUGGUCGAGGACGAUUCGAGCGACGAGAUAGCGUCCGUGUCUGACGGCGAACAAGGCAGACAUGCCCACGAAAAUAAGAUUAAGAGUAAAGCGAGCGCCCAAGAGUUGACGAUGGAUGAGAGGUCUUACGACGACGCAGAGACCGUAUCUACUCAAUCUACUGGGGAUAAUAAUGAUGAUGAAGAUAAACCCCUGUUAGAACUAAUGAAGCACCUAAUAAACUACAACGGCAAGCAGAACACCAAGCUGACGAACAACCAGCUGGUUGGAAUCCUGAAGAAGGAGUUCCAGCUGGACCCCGCCAACCUGCACUUCAUCAGCGUGGACAUAUAUAUGAAUGUGCUGAAGAAGUUCUUGAAAAGUUGGCCGCAGUGGGAUGAAUUUGAUCAGGUCAUGCAUGAAACCCGCUGCAUGGAUGACCAGGAAGAGAUUGAAAAAAUGCUGGACAUAGAAUACACAUCCCUAAAGGACUACCUCACCACCAUUUUGAAAGCGACCGAACCUUUUGCCAGGGAAGCGGCCCAGAAACUAAAACGAAGCCAGGAAAUACCAGAGUCCAGCAAAGCGGUCCCUGGCGAUGUUAUCUUAGAGAUUAAUUGCUCUAGAAAUCAAUUGAACAAACUGUUUUUUAGAAAACCGCAUCCCGAAUACAAUAGCACGAUAUUCAAUAUAAACCCUUACGUACCAUCUAAAAUAUGUGUCAACCAACAGACUUUUCAGUCUAUGCUGAAUUCAUGCUAUAUUAACAUUACUAUAAAUAUGGCCUGCUUUAACUAUAAAAGGGAAAUUCUGCCGAAUUUCAAGCAUAAGCUUAUAAAUAAAAAUCUAAGACAGAUACAACGGGAGCCGAAAUUAAACAGCCAUUUGCAAUCAGCGAAAAAUACGAAAUCUCAAGGGGAAGUGGCGAGAAAAGACUUGAAAUUAGUUAUAGGGAAAAUACAGCGGUCAAAUAGAUAUAGUAUAGAGCAGCAACAAGACGUAGAUAUGAUAUUUAAGACUAUAAAUGAAGAUUUGAAAGUGUUGCCAGCGACAUACAAUAAUGGCAGGGUGGAGAUACCUUGUACGUUCAGGUUUCAUAUGAGCGAAUAUCCAUAUGUGAGACAUUUGUAUGAAGAAGUUGAUGCUGAAUCGGAGAAGUAUGAUUUGCAGUUGGAAGAGAAGAUUUCACCAAUGCUGUGGUUCCAUAUAUCCAGGUUAAGCGUGGUGAACAAGUCGACGAACACGGACAGCACCUGGCUGCGGCUGGAGUGUUCCAUCUGUCAGACCAAGUAUCACGGCGUGCAGGGGAUAGACGCGCUGAAGGCACAUUUUAGAGAAGCCCAUCAGAACGAGCCUAAUUGGAGCUGCAGCCACUGCGACAAGGAGUUCGCGGCCACGCAGCUGGCAACCGCCAGGUGGCACCACCAGUGCGAAAACAUUGAGGAACACAAACUGUUCUAA
Cydia amplana is the source of this 1456-nucleotide messenger RNA. RefSeq lists its product as uncharacterized. The transcript has 5 exons. Lineage: Eukaryota; Metazoa; Arthropoda; Insecta; Lepidoptera; Tortricidae. The record is from RefSeq and is a predicted model, not a curated record. Bases 5 to 1456 code for a protein of 483 amino acids.